UAAGAACACCUAGGGUCUUCCGUCGUGACAGCUGCUUCUGCUGAAAGCUCAGCCUGGUUGUCUUUGUCAUACGGUGACUUCAUGAACGAACCCCUCCCUGUCUUGCCAUUCAGUCCGAUGCGGUGUUCAUAGUGUGAGGUAUGGACUAAAAGAUGCGAAAGCGCCGUGCUACUUCUUUAUUAGGAGGUGGAGGACACCUGAAGCGCAAGGCUGCCAUCACAGCUUUCAGAACAUCCAUGUGAAGAAGAGCGUUUUGCCUCAGCUGUUAGAGCCUGUCAGCAGAUCCCAACACAACAUGAUGAGACCAGUUCAUCCACCAGUAUCUGUAGCGAGUAGAGUGUGAGGUCCAGCAGCCACUAUGCCAUGUGUGUAAAGGACCAGUGGUGGUGUUGUGGCCCCAGGCGGGAUGCUGCUGGAAGCCGGUCAGUAUGACUCUGCUGGACUUGUGGCUGUCACGCUCCAUCCCCAUGUGCCUGCUCCUCCAGAGCCUUGUCCUCAUGGCCCUGUGCUUCCCCUCGGCCAGCAUGUGUCCAAAGGGCUGCAGCUGUCUACGCGACCCCCACCUCCACGGUCUGAAUGUCACCUGCAGUCAGUCCCGCCUCAAAGAGAUUCCCCCCAACCUCCCAGUCGAUACUGUCCUCCUGAGGCUGGACCACAAUCAAAUAGGUGCUGUGCCCGACCAAGCCUUCCGUGGACUCCGGCUUUUGAGGGAGCUGAACCUCUCUUAUAAUGCAGUGGAAACUUUAGGGGAAGGUUCCUUUAGUGGCAUCGAGGGGACAUUACAGGUGCUGGACCUUUCCCACAACCGCAUCACUAGCGUUCACAGGGAUGCUUUUGCCCGACUGAAGGCCCGCAUCAUUGUAGAUGACAAUCCCUGGCACUGCGAUUGCGCCCUCCAGCAGGCCAUUGGAGGAAUGGCUCACAACCACGAGGCCGCAGCCAGGGUCCUCUGCAGGAGCUCCGAACUACUCGAUCAAGAGGGUCGACCUUUCCUGGCAGUUGACACUGACCUGUGUAACCUGGCAAAAAGGACCACAGACUAUGCCAUGCUGGUCACCAUGUUUGGUUGGUUUGCAAUGGUUAUAUCAUAUGUGGUGUAUUAUGUUCGUCAGAACCAGGAGGACGCCCGGCGUCACCUGGAGUACCUCAAGUCUCUCCCCAGUAAGCCCAAGAAACCUGAUGAUGCUGAUGACAUCAGCACUGUUGUCUGACAGCAGCAUCACAAUGGCUCUCCAUCACAGACUCAAUGAAAUGUUUACGCAUCAGGACCCACAUUUAUAGUGUUUAUUACUCCAAACUUCAGUCUCUGUGAGCAUCAGAAGGGUUUGUACUUUGGAACUUUUCUCAUAUAUCUUUACCAGGCUGAGUUUAUGUUCAUAGUGAAAUCAGGCAAGAAAUGAAACAACACCCACACUACAACAUUUUGAAAAAUGUAAUCUCAGGUUGAAAUAUUACCAUGGUAAUGGCUUUUUAGGUAAUGAUUGGGAAUAUGUGGAAAUAUAUAUAUAUAUAUAUAUAUAUUUAGUUUUAAGACAAGAUAUGAUAUACACCUUUAAUCAAAAGCCCCUAUUUUUCAGUGUCUACCUGCUGAAAAGUGUUGUCUCUGAAACUAUAACAUGGAAGCAGAGCACAUUCAAUUUAUACUGUGUCUAAUUUACAACAAAUGAGACAAAAUAUUUCUUAUCUCUCUCCUCGCCUUUGACUAAGCAGGCCUGUCUCUUAAAUAGACACGUUUUCUUGCCAUGCUUUUUUGAAAAUAACAACUUAGGGUAAUAACAUAGAGUACUAAAUUCCAAUAAAGCUAAUUCCUGCCAGAAAUAAAAGGUGUUUUAUAUUAAACACAUGUAUGUUGGAAUUUAUGCAGUUCUGAUUGUUGCAGGUCUGUUUUUCAUUGUUAGGUUCGCAUUGACUGGAUGGAGGAUGAAGCUUUUAUGCUAAGCAAUUACAGUGCUUUAAAUUUUUGCCCCUUUACAGAUUUCUUUAGUGUUUACAGUUUUUCUAGCAUACAUGCCCAGUCAAAGGUCAUUCCACAGCAUCUUUGUUGGACUUAAAUCUAGACAUCUACUAG
Messenger RNA from Xiphophorus couchianus (Monterrey platyfish), 2068 nucleotides. It is a transcript of the gene lrrc3b, whose product is annotated as leucine rich repeat containing 3B. The record is from RefSeq and is a predicted model, not a curated record. Bases 429 to 1211 code for a protein of 260 amino acids. Gene Ontology annotation, molecular function: protein binding. Lineage: Eukaryota; Metazoa; Chordata; Actinopteri; Cyprinodontiformes; Poeciliidae. The transcript is spliced from 2 exons.